Rubroshorea leprosula is the source of this 895-nucleotide messenger RNA. Lineage: Eukaryota; Viridiplantae; Streptophyta; Magnoliopsida; Malvales; Dipterocarpaceae. The record is from the annotation of a GenBank genome assembly.
GUAGUAGAUAUAUGCAGCAUCAUAAGGAGAAAGGCAUCACCCCAAUUCCCAAACAGAAAAUAGCAACUCAUCUUUCUCUCUGGUCCCUAGAGGGUUUCCCUAGCAAGAACCUUUUAAUUUUAAACAUGGGCUCUGAAAUCAGUACCCAAACACCUCCUUCUGCAUCCAAAUUUAUUGUCUUUCAGGACACCAAAACCUAUGCAUUUUGACUCUCUCAUUUUCUGAGCUCAAACUCCAAGGUUACCCAUCAAGAUAAACCAACCACAUCCCAAAGAAACAGAAGAGGAUAGAUAGAAAGUCUUUCAGUGUUCCUUUUAAGGCCUUUUCCAUCAGUUUGGAAGAGAAAGUCGUUGUUUUCAAUUUCUUUUUUCGGGGUUUGAGAUGAGAUAGAAGAUUCCAUGCAUGAUCUGGGCCUAGAAAAUGAAGAAGAUGGGUUUAAGAAAAAAAGUUGCUUGCUUUUCUCUUCUACUUCUGGUGCUGCUGUUACUGAUAGAAGCUUCAGAAUCUGCUGCUCGUGGAUCUUCUGCUAGACAUGGAAGCUUCAAAACUGGUAACUCUGCUGCUUCUCAUGAAUUUAGUCCUAUUGAAUCUAAUGGUGUUAAAGGGUUUGAGAGAGAUCAUAAAGGUGAAGAUGGUGAUGCAGUUUUUGGUGAUGAAAAGAGGAAAAUCCACACAGGACCAAAUCCUUUGCACAAUAGAUGAUUAUAGGAGCAAAAAUUUUGAUCAUCCCACCUCUUCUUUGCUUAAUAUAUAUAUAUAUAUAUAUAUGAAUUUUCUCUUUUUAUUCUUCUUCCUUGAUUUUUGUUGAUAUUUGGUGGAUGAACUUUGGAUGUAUUGUUCACAUAAGAAUCUACUAGCAGGCAAUCCUACAGUUGCAUAAAUUAUAAAGUUUUUU